AUGAGCGCCGCGACUGCCAAGGCCGGGAAGGCGGGCGAGGAGGCGUCCGGGGCCGGUGGGAGCCUCUCCGGGGCGCCCCCGCCGGACUGGCCGCGGCUGCCCAACGAAGUGCUGGCGCUGAUCCUGAGCUGGCUGCCGCCCGAGACGCUGGCCACGCGCUGCCGGCUGGUCUGCCGGCGCUGGAGGGACCUGCUGGACGGCCCCGCCGUCUGGAAGCUCCAGUGGCGCAGGGAGCCCGCCAUGCGCGCCGUCCUCCAGGCCGCCUCCCGCUGCCCCCGCCUGCAGUGGAGCCGCCUGGCCGUCCUGCGGCCGCUGGGCAGGAACCUCGUGCGAAACCCCUGCGGGAGAGUUCGACACUGGAGCGUCCAAUGCGAGUUUCCUGGUUGGAAUGACGGCUGGAACUUGGAAGAGAACCGGGCCCCGUUGGAAGGCGCUGAGGACCAGACCUGCUUUGCCUCCUCCUUCGAGUGGUGUCAGAAGGAGCAGGUCAUCGAUUUGCUGAAGGAGGGCUUCUGGCAGGAUCUGCUGGACACUUACCAGCCUGACAUUGUGGUCUCGGACUGGUGGGGUGGCUGCCAGGACUGUGGCAAUGAAUAUGAGCUCUAUGUUGCCCUCUUGGCAGCUAAUAAAAAAAGGAAGAUUGGUGUUUUUGAAGCCAAACCAAAUCCCAGACCUCUAAGCAUGGACCCCUCAUACCAAAAGGUAACCCACACAUUCAGACAAUAUGGCCCUGGAGUCCGCUACAUCCUCUUUCGGCACAGAGGGAAGCACACGGAGUUCUGGAAAGGACAUGACGGUGCCCGGAUGACAAACUCUUCCGUGGUAAUCCAGUUUUCCUCGGAGUCUGCAGAAUCCCUGGAGCCUGGACUCUCUUCCGCCCCAACUUCCCAGCUCUCCAGCCCCGUUUUGCCUCCGAAAUCGUAUUUCUGAACUGGCGAAAAAUGAGUGUGAGGAAUCCCAGGCAUAUUCCUGUAUAUAUCAUUUAAAAUAAACCCUUCUUGCAAAGCUGUCAA
Thamnophis elegans (Western terrestrial garter snake) is the source of this 1013-nucleotide messenger RNA. Its product is annotated as F-box only protein 27-like. Gene Ontology annotation, cellular component: SCF ubiquitin ligase complex; cytoplasm. Gene Ontology annotation, molecular function: ubiquitin protein ligase activity; protein binding. The transcript has 5 exons. The record is from RefSeq and is a predicted model, not a curated record. Lineage: Eukaryota; Metazoa; Chordata; Lepidosauria; Squamata; Natricidae. Gene Ontology annotation, biological process: glycoprotein catabolic process; SCF-dependent proteasomal ubiquitin-dependent protein catabolic process. Bases 1 to 930 code for a protein of 309 amino acids.